AUGGCAACAGCCACGGUCCCCUCCUUUGACUCGAAUGACAAACUUUUCGACAAAGGCCAAGCCUUCUGGAACAACUACCUCAAAGGCCGCCCCUCCGCGCCCGACGCCUUCUUCCAGCGCCUCUUCCACUACCACCAAUCCCACGGCGGCCAGUUCGGGACGGUGCACGAUGUCGGCGCCGGCAACGGGCCCUACGCACACAUCCUGCGCUCCAAGUUCCAGCAUGUCAUCAUCUCCGACAUCGCGCAGGAGAACGUGAUCCUCGCCGAGGAUCGUUUGGGCACGGACGGGUUCAGCUACCGCGCAGCCCGGGUCGAAGAGGGCGACGACAUCGCCCCCGGCAGCGUGGACAUGGUCUUCGCGACCAACGUCCUGCAUUUCUGCGACCAGCCGCUCGCGAUGAGCGAGAUCGCGCGCCAGCUCCGGCCCGGGGGCACCUUUGCCUGCGCGGCCUUUGGCGCGGCGCAGUUCGAGGACCCCCGCAUCCAGGACGUCUACACUCGCAUCAACCAUUCCGGCGGCCGCGCCCUGCUGGCCAAGGCCGAUGAUCCGGAGAAGCUGGUUGCCGUCAUGGCCCGCACCCAGGGCCAGUACAAUGUCGCCCCAUUGGAUGAGCGGCUGUUUCUGCCCCGGGCCCAGCGCGUUCACCUCAACAUGGAGAACGGCGGCAUCACGGCGCCCUUGCCGCCGGAGGUGCAGGUCCACGAGCCUGUCUAUACGGGCGUAGACGAUGUCGAGACCUUUGUGCAGGAGGAUGGGUGGAGCUUUGUGACUGGGCUUGAGGGUGUGAAGGAGCAUGUCUUGUCGUUUCCGUUUGCGAGGGAAGAUCCGCAUUUCGGGGAGUUGUGGCAGGAGAUGGAAGAGAUCAUUGGGGACGCUGAGGUCAAGGGAACUUGGCCUGCGAAGGUUAUCUUAGCUACGAGGCGAUAG
This is a messenger RNA of Aspergillus fijiensis CBS 313.89, 930 nucleotides long. It is a transcript of the gene tpcM, whose product is annotated as methyltransferase tpcM. The transcript has a single exon. Bases 1 to 930 code for a protein of 309 amino acids. Gene Ontology annotation, molecular function: S-adenosylmethionine-dependent methyltransferase activity. The record is from RefSeq and is a predicted model, not a curated record. Lineage: Eukaryota; Fungi; Ascomycota; Eurotiomycetes; Eurotiales; Aspergillaceae.